This is a messenger RNA of Ruditapes philippinarum (Manila clam), 2182 nucleotides long. RefSeq lists its product as uncharacterized. Gene Ontology annotation, biological process: positive regulation of DNA-templated transcription. The transcript has 2 exons. The coding region runs from base 380 to 2062 and encodes 560 amino acids. Gene Ontology annotation, cellular component: nucleoplasm; chromatin. The record is from RefSeq and is a predicted model, not a curated record. Gene Ontology annotation, molecular function: ubiquitin-protein transferase activity; zinc ion binding. Lineage: Eukaryota; Metazoa; Mollusca; Bivalvia; Venerida; Veneridae.
CCAGGACGAUAUAAACACUAUGUCUUAACAUUUUGUAUUUUAAUAAGGUUUAUUGAUUUAAAAGUUAGAUUUGGACUUUGGAUCAAUAUUUUAACAGAUAAACAGACAAAUGUGCAUUGAAAAGGGACGAUUUUGUUAUUGGCAACCGUAGUACACUUAACUUAGCAAUAAUUGGAGACGAUUAUCAUACAUAGAAAGAAAAAAUGAAGAGUUAAAUAUCAUAACAGGAGUAAAAAGAGAAAUUGGAAAACUUGGGAACUGUAUUAAACUUUUGCUAUAUUGUAAAUUAAUCUGUUUAGUUGACAGUGAAACGGAAUUGGGACAUCUUUAUCGGUGAAUAGAUCAGUUCAGAUAACAUAUUGAACAAAUUUUCUUUAAAAUGGCUACUGGUAGUCAAAUAGAUACAGAUAUUCUUUCAGAUGAAAUGUUUGACGUAUUAUGUUCAAUGUGUAAAAAUAAAGGAAAGAAUACUGAAGGCGAAAAAUUCUGUGUAGACUGUCACGAUUACUUUUGUAUUACUUGUGUUCAAGUUCACAAUGAAGUACCUGUAUUAGUUGGUCACAAGGUGUUGGAUAAGUCUCAAAUAAAGACCAGCAAAGGUCUGCCGAGGGCAUCAACAGAGAGAUGUGACAGACACAGUCAUAAACACAUUGAUAUGUACUGUCAGGACCAUGAUAAUGUUGGCUGUUCUACAUGUAUGGCAGUUGAUCACAGAUUAUGUAAGGACACAUUCUACAUACCAGAAUUUAUCCAAAGAAAUAAUUACCAAGAUACAUUCGGAGAAAUACAAACAAAACUCAAGGAAAUAGCUAAGAACCUUGCAAAACAAACUGACAGAUUUAAACAGAAUAAAGAAAGGCUGUUAAGGAGGAAAGCAGAAAUACUCGCUGAUAUCAGAAAAUUCCGUCACGAAAUCAAUGACCAUCUUGACAAUUUGGAGAAAAGUUCUAUUGAUGAGAUAGAAGAUGAAGUCAAAUGUCUUGAAGACAAAAUUGAAGAUGGCCUCAAACAGCUACAAGCAAACAGGUCCAUGGUUAUCUCAGCUAAUGAUAAGUUAGCAUCUAAAAACGCAAAUCCAUCUGAAGUGUUUGUUUAUGUGAAGAUGGGAGAAGAUGCUGCAAAUGUUGCCAACAACUAUAUAGAAGAUGCAAAAUUACUAUGCACAGUAGAAGACAUCAAGUUUCAACCUGAUAGAACAUUUCUUACACAGCUAGAAGAAAAGAAGACGCUAGGCAUAUUGAAAAAGAAACAUACAAAAACGUCUGUCAAUUUAUUUCAGAUUAAAGGAAAUCAAUCAUAUAAUGUAAAAGUUGAGUCUGAUAUAAACGAUUGUUAUAUCACGAGUGCCUGCUGUAUGGAAGAUGGUACAAUAAUUCUAGCUGAUCACAAUAACAAAAAGCUUAAAAGGUUACACAGUUACAACUAUAGUGUCACAGACUACUGUGAUCUAUCUGGAAAGCCAUGGCAAGUGUGUAUGAUCAAUAACACACAAGUAGCAGUAACUGUUCCAUCACAAAACGAAGUUCGUCUCAUUUCUGUAGAAAGACACAUGAAAACAACAAAAAAGAUAAACACUAAAUUUGAAUGUUAUAGUCUUGCAUAUGCAAACAAUAACUUUUAUAUUUCAGACAAUCGUACAUCAAUAUAUCUGUGUACAUUGUCUGGCACGAAACUGAAACAAUUCAGUCAGGAUCAAUCAGGACAUAAGCUAUUCUCCAACAAUCACAGUCUAGCUGUCAGUCAGGAUGCUACAAGGAUUUAUGUUCUUGACUGUAAUAGUGGACUGAUGGUACUGGACAACAAUAGUCAAGUUAUUUCAUCAUUUAAUGUUAAUCAAUUAAAUGACCCUAGGUAUUGUUAUCUCACAGAAGCAGGCAGUGUGCUGGUAUCUGGAUUUCGCUCCAAAAAUGUUUUACAGUUUACAUCUGAUGGUGUGCUGAUAGGGGAGGUUAUAAAAGCUGAUAGUAGCAAACAGCACAUAACAUCAGUCUGUUGUAAUCAUCAAAUGACUAAGAUGUGCAUAAUCAGAGUUGAUGACAACAUUGAAGUUUAUGACAUCUAAUCUGUUAAAAAGAAGAAGAAGAAGAAUCUUUAAUUUGCAAAUUGACUCAUAAAGAGUCAUAUACAAUUUUUCAUGAUAAAUACAAUUACAUGUACAUGUAUGUUAUAUGUAAAUUCUUAA